Eruca vesicaria subsp. sativa (arugula) is the source of this 732-nucleotide messenger RNA. Lineage: Eukaryota; Viridiplantae; Streptophyta; Magnoliopsida; Brassicales; Brassicaceae. The record is from the annotation of a GenBank genome assembly.
AUGUAUUCUCUGAUUUUCCAGGGAAGGUCUCUCGAGGUACAGAAAUGGCUUCCUUUGAGAUCUGCGCUAAAUCUUUUUCAAAAUGCAUCUCUUUUUUCCUCUGCAACGGCUGCUGAUGUGGAAGAUGGUCGAAAAGGAAAUAACUUUACAGUCUCACACCUCCUUACUUCACUUGGUUUAUCCACAAAACUCGCAGAAUCCAUCAUCUCCGGCAACAAGGGUAAUCCAGACUCUGUUCUUAAUCUGUUGAGAUCUCAUGGGUUCACAGAUCCUCAGAUCUCCACCAUCAUUACGGAUUACCCACGACUGCUUCUACUAGACGCUGAGAAGUCCCUUGCUCCAAAGCUUCAGUUUUUAAAGCUAAAAGGAGCUUCAACCUCUGAGCUCACUGAGAUUCUCUCAAAGGUUCCUAAAAUCUUGGGGGAGAAAGGGGAAAACACUAUUAGCAGAUACUAUGGUUUCGUGAAAGACAUCAUAGAAGCUGACAAAAACUUAAACUCUUGUCAGUCUUUGCCACAUGAUAAACUGAGAAACAUUAUGGUUUUGAGAGGAUUAGGUGUGCCUCAGAAGCUGUUAUUCUCACGGCUUAUCUCCGAAGGCCAACCUGUCUGUGGGAAAGAAAACUUUGAUAUAGCACUCAACAAGGUCCUUGAGAUGGGUUUUGAUCCAACCACAUUGAAGUUUCUCCGAGCACUGCAGAUCUUCUACGACUUGAGAGACCACAAACAAUAG